CCUCGAGCGAGAGAUAAGGGUCGACACGACACAAGUUGACCAUCAUAUGUUCAUCUUAACAACUUCGAAUUCUCAACCACCUACUCUGCCACUAAUAGAUUACAAAAACACAGGGCAGGGUACCAAACAAGACACAGGUGAACGGAAAACUGGGAGAGCCAUGAACUUUACGGCCUCAUCGGCGGACGAACUGCUCAGCCUGGAUUCUAUCCGGGGGACGUUGAUCAGGUUGGAGGAUACCAUCAUCUUCUACCUGAUCGAAAGAGCCCAAUUCGCACUGAACGCCAAGAUCUACCGACCAGGCGAAUUUGAAGAGCUGGAAAAGCUCGGGUUUGAAGGGAGUUGGUUGCAGUGGUUCUUGUUCGAGAUUGAAUGUUUUCACGCGAGGGCUAGACGGUACACCAGCCCGGACGAAUACCCCUUCACACCCAUCCACAAACUCCCUCCACCGAUAAUCAACGUCCAAACUUACCCUUCGUUACUUCAUCCGGCGUCGACGGCUCAUCCGAGUACGAACGUUAAUCAUCGGAUCUUGGAUUUUUAUGUGAGGGAGAUUGUUCCUGUGAUCACCGAGGGAGUCAGAGUUAUGGUGAAGGGAGGGGAUGGAAAUGAAAGUGGAAUUGGGAAUGGGAAUGGGAAUGGGAAUGGGAAUGGGAAUGGGAAUACAAAGGGGGAGGACGGGAGGGACGAUGGGAAUUAUGGGAGCAGCGCGACGAGGGAUGUCGAGGUCUUGCAGGCUUUGAGUAGGAGGAUCCAUUUCGGCAUGUUCGUCUCGGAAUCCAAAUUCCGUCAAGCUCCACACGAAUUCAUCCCGCACAUCCUCUCCACCCCACCUAACCGCGAAGCCUUGGCGGGGCUGAUCACCAAACCCGCCGUCGAGGCCGCCCUCUUAGUUCGUCUGGGCAACAAGGCCAGGCUUUUCGGGGCCGAGUUGGACGCGCAGGGGAACUUGAAGGGUGAAGAUCAGAGGGGAGAAGGGAGGAUCAAGACGGACGAGGUGGUCAAGCUUUAUCGGGAUUGGGUUAUCCCGCUCACAAAGGAUGUCGAGGUGGAUUAUUUGGAACAUCGGUUAGAGGGCGUCGAGCAGGGUCAGAUUGAUGAGUGGAUGAGGGCUGGGGAGGGGAAGUAGGAGCAGGAACCGCACAAGCGGGCAAAGGUGGGGAAGAAGGCGCAAGAGGUGUGAUGUAAGAAGGUUGAUAUGUUGGACCCGUGGGAAUUGUUAAUACUUGGGCUUCAGUCGAAAAGCGGCGAAAUCGUGGAAUAGAUAUGCUAGACAAAUCCAUACAUUAUUGUGACUCGAUGCCGUCGAAAUGGACACAGAAUGGAGUGGCCUUGCCAAGCGCAAAUGAUCCUGGAUAAGGUCGCGAUACGAAACGCGAGCGGGAUCGCGGGUUGUAGGGAGCUGGGUUAUAGGGAC
Molecule: messenger RNA, 1417 nt
Organism: Filobasidium floriforme
Lineage: Eukaryota; Fungi; Basidiomycota; Tremellomycetes; Filobasidiales; Filobasidiaceae
Product: putative chorismate mutase
Exons: 5
Coding region: 47-1129 (360 amino acids)
Biological process (GO): aromatic amino acid biosynthetic process; chorismate metabolic process
Cellular component (GO): cytoplasm
Molecular function (GO): chorismate mutase activity
Source: RefSeq, a predicted model, not a curated record